Molecule: messenger RNA, 2628 nt
Organism: Pestalotiopsis fici W106-1
Lineage: Eukaryota; Fungi; Ascomycota; Sordariomycetes; Amphisphaeriales; Sporocadaceae
Exons: 5
Coding region: 1-2628 (875 amino acids)
Biological process (GO): proteolysis
Molecular function (GO): serine-type endopeptidase activity
Source: RefSeq, a predicted model, not a curated record
AUGGCGACAAUAUCCUCCUUGCAGCUGGCCAUUGACGUAUCUAAAGUUCUUCAGCAGAUUACACAGUAUUUGCAGACAAACUCCCAGUUCGAUCCGUUCUGCGCUAGACUUCAGAUCAUACUUGAUCAGAUUAUCCCAAAGCUUGAGAAUCUCCAGAGCAAUGAGAAUUAUGAAGUUUCAGGACUACUCAGUGGGCUUGAAGCCCUUUGCGAGUUUGCUAGCAUUUCAGAGAAUUCCAGCGCCCAGUAUCCGGCUCUGGAGCUUGUUCUGAAAGAUCGUGACUAUGCCACCACUGCCUUUCGAAACUUGGCGCAUAACAGACCACAUAACAAUCAGAGGACGAAGCUGGUGACUGAAGUCGAGUCUUUUCUGUCUCAAUCUUCUGAUGAUGACAAAGCUGGAGCUAUGCCGUCUCAUGCCGACAUACAAGAGGCCAGUGGAACUCUCUUGGGAUGUGGCAAAGAGCUUGUGGUUUUGCACGGAAUACUGUCCACCUAUUGUCGAUGCGCUCCGUCGGAGAAUGGAGACAGCAAAAUGGUUGCUCAGUUCAGGUUGCGCAAUAAAAAGCAAGAGAAUGAUGAUACCAACGUAUCCUUCGGCAUGCUCUUCAUGGCACAUCCCCACCAAGACGAGAGUGCAGCUGGGCUUCAACCUUGCUGGCAAGAUACGCAUAUUUGCAUGCGACGAACUGUAAAAUUUUUAGGAAACAAGCAUACCGAUGGCAUAGAGAUUCAAUCGGACUCGGUCGACUCCUUUUGCAACUACAUCUCAGAUCAACUUCAAUCUGGUCCAACCUUGCUGCAUCUAUCGGUUGCGAACAAGAGGCUGUACUUUGAACAACACAGUGAUCAGGAAACACAGUGGGUGAUUAAUCAACCCAGCGUUUCUUUGGGCCAAUUGCUGGAUAUAUCAUCUCAUUCCACAGACGGGAUAACCGGAAAGCAAAAGGAGGUCCUGUCUUGGCUGCUAGCCAAGGCAGUGUGGCAAUAUUACAACUCGCCUUGGAUGGCUCAGCCUUGGACUAAACAAGAUGUGCAUUUCCUCGGUGAACGACGGCCCAACCCCAAUGACAUCGCAAAUGACAUUGCGGGUAUUUAUGUCAAUGAGCCCCUGCUCUCGGUUUCAAUCUCCGCAAGUACACUGAAAGGGAAAAUGCCCAGCUUACCAUCGUUGAGGUCACUGAGACACAAGAUCCCCAAGAUCCUUGGCCUUGGCAUCAUGCUUGUCGAAAUCCAGCUUGGGCGUCCGAUUGAAGAUUUACAUACAGAGGAUGAAUGGCUCAAGCACUGUCUUGGGGGGAGGCCACAUCUCAACACCAAUUACCUGAUUUGCAGAGAUUUGAUUGGGAAGCCAGGGUUCUUCCAUGAUAUCGCGUACCCCUUAGAAGAUCUUAUCCGGCAUUGUAUCAACCCUCAAAAAGUCUUCCUUCCAGUUGCUCGCAAUGAUGAAGACGUCCAACAGGCCCUACAUGAUCUCGUAACCGCGCUUGAGGGCUACAUUACCUAUACGAAACCUGAUAAUGUCAAGCCCCUGAACUUGCCAAUCUCGCCAAUCUCAAGCAAGUCAAGCAUUUUAGAGCCUCGUGAUUCGAGGCAGUCCUUACUGCCAGUCGGGAAUCAUUUCUGUACUGCACCGCUGCCAGCAAAGAGAACAGCGGAGUGGCCUCAGGGCCAAACGAUGGCACAGACACAUGGGGGCUCUUCAGGCUGGUUCGAGCGAAUGAACAGCCUCAAUUAUAUCCUUGGCCGCGCUCCUAACGAGUCUUAUGAAAAGGUUCGCAUUGCAGUCCUUGAUACGGGCGUUGAACCACGCAAUGCCGUGGCAGAUUAUCUUGCCGGGUAUAAGGACUUUGUCUGUAAGGGCGACAAGAAGCAAGAUGAGAGCGGGCAUGGAACGACUACUCUUGAAUUGAUUUUCAACAUGUGCGGACCUGCUGAUGUGUACGCUCUGAGAGUCUUCAAAGCAGAUGAGGCGGACAAGGGGACUCGAAAACUUACGAUUGAGGCCAUUAAAUGGUGCAUAGACAACAAUAUUGAUGUCAUUUGCAUGGCUUGUGGUUUCUAUGGUUUUGACCAAGCCCUAUACGACGUGAUCAAAGAAGCGUCUCGCAAGCUACUUAUUUUCGCUGCUCCCACGAAUGUGGGCAACGCGGGUGAAAUCACAUAUCCCGCCAAGCAUCACCAAGACGUAUUCUGCAUGCUAUCCACAACGGCCGACGUCAGAUUGUCCCAGCUCAAUCCGACACCCUCCUCACUACGUGGUAGCUUUGCGAUAAUUGGCGAAAAUAUUAGGACGCCUGACGGCGGAGAGAACUCCGGCACGUCACUUUCGACGGCCAUUGCCGCUGGACUUGCUGGGCGGCUGCUCGACUUCGCAAGACACCACGCCUGUCAAGGGGCAAUUGGCGAUUUGAUGCCUCGCAUGCAACUCAAAGAUGGUAUGAGCAAGAUAUUUGAAGCAAUGUCGAUACGUGAUGGGAUAUUUCUAUGUCUGAAGCCCUGGCAACUCCUGCCAAAGACGAUGAGAGACCAGGUUCCUUUCAAAAAUGUGGAUUUUUCCAGUGAAGAAAUCAGGAAAGCGAGAAGCGAGAUCUGUCGGGACAUCUGCAAAUGUCUGGAAGAACUGUAA